ACGCAAAGGCAAAGGGGUCAGGAGGAGGAGAAACCACGUGUUUGCCAUGUCCAGCUUUGACUGUCCUUCCUAUGUAGACUUGUUUUUGUAAGAUCGUACCCUCUGCAUGUAACUGGCUAGCCCGUUAGCUAAGAAGAAGCAUUUCACAGAUUAACAUAGCAAUUUUGAGCAACAUAUUUCUGUUGCCACCUUUAAGCUAACUAGCUGCCACACUGACUGCCAAAUAAUGGUGAGCAAGACGGAUGACAUCCAGGCGUCAGUACCCAACUGUAAUGUUAACACAGUUGAUCUUGCAGAAGGAGAAACGCCAGACCACCAAGAGACCAAGGCACCAAAAAAGGAUCCUUGUGCGUGUGGGCACAGUGCAAGCGCAGUGGUGAUGAAUGGGGGCGGGGCCCACUAUCAUUCGGAGGAGGAGUCCAAGCAGGAUGGGGGUGGUGACAUGGACGGUGUGGAGGAUUCUAACGAACAGGAAGUGAUUGUGAUUCAGGAUACAGGGUUCACCGUGAAGAUCCAGGCACCCGGGACGGAGCCUUUUGACCUCCAGGUUUCACCCCAGGAGAUGGUGCAGGAGAUCCACCAGGUGUUGAUGGACCGUGAGGACACCUGCCAUCGUACUUGUUUCUCCCUGCAGCUGGACGGCAAUGUGCUGGAUAACUUUGCUGAGCUCAAAUCCAUCGAGGGCCUGCAGGAGGGCUCCCUUCUCAAAGUAGUGGAAGAGCCCUACACAGUGCGCGAGGCCCGUAUCCAUGUGCGUCAUAUCAGAGACCUGCUGAAAAGCCUGGACCCAUCUGAUGCCUACAAUGGAGUGGACUGCAACUCUCUCUCAUUCCUCAGUGUCUUCACCGACGGGGACCUAGGAGACAGUGGUAAGCGGAAGAAGAAGGGCAGUGAUCUGGAGCAGAUAGACUGUACCCCUCCAGAACACAUCCUGCCUGGCAGUAAAGAACGCCCCCUGGUGCCCCUCCAGCCACAGAACAAGGACUGGAAGGUAAUAAUGACGCCCAUGCAGUGCCUGAAGGUCCUGACUAUGAGUGGCUGGAACCCCCCCCCUGGCAACAGGAAGAUGCAUGGUGAUCUGAUGUACCUGUAUAUGGUGACUGUUGAGGAGAGACACAUCAGUAUCACUGCCUCCACACGUGGCUUCUACCUCAACCAGUCAACCACCUACACCUUCAACCCCAAGCCAGCCAAUCCCAGUUUCCUGAGCCACUCGUUGGUUGAGCUGCUGAGCCAGAUUAGCCCUGCCUUCAAAAAGAACUUCACUGUCCUGCAGAAGACAAGGGUCCAGCGGCAUCCGUUUGAAAGGAUAGCCACACCCUUCCAGGUGUACAGUUGGACCGCCCCCCAGGUGGACCACACCAUGGACUGUGUCAGAGCUGAGGACGCUUACACCUCCCGUCUAGGCUACGAGGAACACAUACCUGGACAGACGCGAGACUGGAAUGAGGAGUUGCAGACGACCAGAGAGCUGGCCCGGAAGAACCUGCCUGAACGCCUGCUGAGAGAGAGGGCCAUCUUCAAGGUCCACAGUGACUUUGCGGCUGCUGCUACUCGGGGUUCCAUGGCGGUGAUCGACGGCAACGUCAUGGCCAUCAACCCUGGCGAGGAGACACGUAUGCAGAUGUUUAUCUGGAACAACAUCUUCUUCUCCCUGGGCUUCGAUGUCCGUGACCACUACCGCGAGCUGGGCGGGGAUGCUGCCGCGCACGCUGCGCCCACCAACGACCUCAACGGUGUCCGGGCUUACGGGGCCGUAGACGUGGAGGGGCUGUACACCCUGGGGACUGUGGUGGUGGACUAUCGGGGUUACCGUGUCACGGCCCAGUCGAUCAUCCCUGGCAUUCUGGAGAGAGAGCAGGAGCAGAGCGUUAUCUACGGGUCUAUCGACUUUGGGAAGACAGUAGUGUCUCAUGGGAAGUACCUGGAACUUCUGGAGAGGACCAGUCGACCACUCAAGGUCCAGAGACACAAUGUGCUGAAUGAGAAGGAUGAGUCUGUGGAGCUGUGUUCCUCUGUUGAGUGUAAGGGCAUAAUUGGCAACGAUGGACGCCACUACAUCCUGGACCUUCUGAGGACCUUCCCUCCCGACCUGAACUUCCUGCCUGUGGAAGGGGAGGAGCUUUCCCCUGAGAGUGUGAGACAGGGUUUCCCCCGCCAGCAUCGCCACCGUCUGGCCUGCCUCCGACAGGAGCUCAUUGAGGCCUUUGUCGAGCACAGAUACCUCCUCUUCAUGAAGAUGGCAGCACUCCAGCUGAUGCAGCAGAAAGCCAACAAUGAGAGCAAGAUUGCCACCCUGACAGAGAAUAACAGCCCCGAGGCAGCCGUUCCAGCCCUGCCCUCCACGGAGAACCCCGACGCUUCAGCGAAGUCCACAGAAACCCUCAAUGACGGCAAGUCCGACGUAGUCCAGAUAGAGACCACCUCUACCUCUGAUGCCCCUCAGCCAGCAGCAACAGAAGCCACAACCACAGAAGCAGCCCCCAAGGCAGAACAAACAACAGAAACGGACAUUCCCUCUGCUGCAGCAACAACCAUGACUGCCUCCCAGGCAACCCCUACAGAGGAUAAUGUGGUUCCCACGGUGACCACCAAUGGGCCAUUGGUGCCCGUUGCCACAGCGAUUCAGAACGGGGAGUGCGAGAGCCCUCUGGAGGGUAAGGCUGAGGAUAGUAUCCCGGGCUUAGCCCAGGCCAAAGAGCUGGCUGAGUCCUUAGCCGCGGAAGAUGGAUCCGGUAUCGACCCUAAAAGCCGAGAAGUUGUCCUCAACGCCUGCAAGGCCGUGGGUUCCAUCAGCAACACCUCCUUCGACAUCCGCUUCAACCCAGACAUCUUUUCUCCAGGAGUGCGUUUCCCUGAGGACAGUGUGGAUGACAUUCAGAAACAGAAGCAGCUGUUGAAGGAUGCUGCAGCCUUCCUGGUGUCCUGUCAGAUCCCCUCUCUGGUGAAGGACUGCCUGGACCACAGUGCUCUGCCUAUGGAUGGAGCCACGCUGACUGAGGCUCUGCACCAGAGGGGCAUCAAUGUGCGUUACCUAGGCAACGUGCUGGAGUUUGUGGACAAGACCCCAGCCAAGGCACAGUUGGAGCACUUCUAUAGAAUAGGUAUCAACGAGUUGAUCACCAGAUGUGCGAAACAUAUCUUCAAGACAUACCUCCAGGGUGUGGAGUUGUCGGCCCUCUCAGCUGCUGUCAGCCACUUCCUCAACUGCUUCCUGUCAUCCUUCCCUGAUGCCGUGGCACAUCUGCCUGCCGACGAGCUCGUGUCGCGCCGUAAGAACCGUAAACGCCGUAACCGAGUACCAGGGGGAGGGGACAACACGGCGUGGGCCAGCCUGACACCCAGUGAGCUGUGGAAGAACAUAGUCUCUGAGGCCCAGAGCUACUACAACUUCACCCUGCACUGUGAGAAUGCUGACCAGGUAGUGGAGAAAUACGGCCUUCAGAAGAUCACCCUGCUCAGAGAAAUCUCCAUCAAAGCUGGCAUCCAGAUCCUGAUAAAGGAGUAUAACUUUGACAGUCGCCACAAGCCUGCCUUCACAGAGGAGGACAUCCUUAACAUCUUCCCUGUGGUGAAGCACGUCAACCCCAAGGCCUCCGAUGCCUUUCACUUCUUCCAGAGUGGACAGGCCAAGGUUCAGCAAGGUUACCUUAAGGAGGGCUGUGAGUUAAUCAACGAGGCUUUGAACCUGUUCAACAACGUGUACGGGGCCAUGCACGUGGAGAUCUGUGCCUGCCUGCGUCUGCUGGCUCGCCUUAACUACAUCAUGGGAGACCACCAUGAGGCUCUCAGUAACCAACAGAAGGCUGUCUUGAUGAGUGAGAGGGUUUUGGGCGUCGAGCACCCCAACACUAUCCAGGAAUAUAUGCACUUGGCUCUGUACUGCUUUGCCAACGGUCAGCUGUCCACUGCCCUGAAGCUGCUGUACCGUGCCCGCUACCUCAUGCUGAUGGUGUGUGGGGAGGACCACCCUGAGAUGGCGCUGCUAGACAGUAACAUUGGCCUGGUGCUGCAUGGAGUAAUGGAGUACGACCUGUCUCUGAGGUUCCUGGAGAACGCCUUGGCCAUCAACUCCAAAUACCACGGACCCCGCUCCCUCAAAGUAGCCCUCAGUCAUCAUCUGGUUGCGAGGGUUUACGAGAGCAAGGCGGAGUUCCGCUCUGCGCUCCAGCACGAAAAGGAGGGCUACACAAUCUACAAAAACCAGGUGGGAGAGGCCCACGAGAAGACUAAAGAGAGCUCAGAGUACCUGAAGUACCUCACACAGCAGGCUGUGGCUUUGCAGAGAACCAUGAACGAGAUCUACAAGAACGGCUCCAACGCCAGCAUCAUGCCACUCAAGUUCACAGCACCCAGUAUGGCCAGUGUUCUGGAACAGCUCAAUAUUAUCAACGGCAUCAUCUUUAUACCACUCAGCCAAAAGGACUUGGAAAACCUGAAGGCGGAGGUUCAGCGGCGGCAGCAGCUUCAGGAGUCAGGAAAAAGCAUGGAGGAGCUCACUGUGGACGAUCCACUAGAGCUGGAGGACAAAAUACCCAUGGACGUUAAUGUUGAUUAAUGUCAAACCCUCCAUACCACACUACUUUCUACAAGGGAACAGAUGUGAUGCAACAGCCAUCUCCUUGAAUGAGCAUGUGGACCUGAGAACUGAGCUGUCUAAAAAUUAACAAUGAAAACAAGAAGGGUGAAGGGUUGUUUGGGGCAGUCAGAGAAACAUCUAUGUAUACAGUGGGUAGAGUGUUUAUAAGAGGAGCUUCAAGGAGUAACAGAGCAAGAGUUACAGUAAUAUACAGAGGUAGGAGAAUUUAAUCAAAAGAUAAUAUAGAAUCCAUGUUCAAUCUGAAAGCCCGUAGCCUCUAGCUUUGGUAAAGAAACAGAAGGAGUAAGUAUGUGGCUGUGUGUGAAAGCGACCAAGGACGACCAUGACAUUGUAUUACCAGAGCCUUAUCCACUGUUCAUCCCACUCCACAUCAGCCAACUGUUCCCUUUACCCUCUUCAACUUUUAGCCGAAGGACCACGGUUUACCCCUGCAACACUUCCAAUAAUCCUAAGAGAGCCACCGAGGCAACUAGGGCUUCCGGUUUCACCAUGGUCCCAUGUUGCCUCGAAAUAACAACUGACACCCUGUCCCAAAACUCGGGAAUUUUGUAAAAAUAUUUGUACUGUGAACUAGAUCAGACUAAGAAGCAGUAAUUAAAUUAACACUAUAUUCUUUCAUGUUGGGCUUCAGAUUGGAAGUUCUCUUCUCGUGCGUUUAGUAUUGUUAAACCUCACCUCCAGUCAUCCAUUUAGUCGCUAGUGUUCCUUAUGGUCAGUCAAACUAUUUGUGUUUCUAUUUAUCCCAGGUGGGUGGCUGCUUUGUCCUUUGGUUCUAUCACAGCGAUCAAACAGUGACGCGUGUGUGCUCUCAAACAGUAUUUUAGAAUUAUUUGUUAUACCUUUUUUUCUGUAAACAUGUAUCUUUUUGUAAAAUCAAAAUGGAAGGGGGAGAAAAGAUUUUUAGGUCUGUCAAUUAUCCAUUAAUUGAAAGGUAGAAUCAUUCAUUUCUGCAACAGCUAAAAGCUUUGAAGCACGAGGCUAAACUCACCCACUGUUUUGGUCCGGUACCUACCACACACUAACAGCGUGACACGAACCCAUGCACAUGCACUGAUACUGUGUUGGCGCGAAGUCUUGGAUCUCGCUCAUCGCAGUAUCUGCGGUCCUGCGGACCCAAUUCACUGACUCUACCUUUAAGCCAUGUCUGUUUUUAUAGAAAAUAUGAGUGGAAAAUAUGUAUAAAUAGAUCUGUCUUUGGGGUUUAGACAGGUACUUGAUCAAUGUUGAUGGAAAUGCAGAUAUGAAACGUCCAACUAUGGCUUGAGCAGUAGACUCUAUAGGUCUCUUAUAUUAGAUGUGUCCAGUCUUCUAUUUUUCCACUUUUAAAGAAUGUGUGCAUGUAUGUUUGUGUAGUCUAAAAGAAGGAAUCAGAUAUGGCCAUGGUUUGUAACACUUCUGCUACUUCAUAGUGUAAUGGCUAGGUUGGGUAAGCCACGACCUUCCAAAUGUUUUAUAUUUUAUACACAAAGGCUGUGUUGACACCGGAAGGCCAAUUCAGGUAUUUUGCCCAAUUAUUUGGUGGCUCCCGAGUGGCGCAGCUGUCUUAAGGCACUGCAUCUCACUGCAAGUCCCUGGUUCGAAUCCAGACUGCUUCACAUUCGGCCGUGGCCGGGGUAGGCUGUCAUUGUAAAUAAGAAUUUGUUCUCAACUGACCUAGUUAAAUCGAGGUUAAAUUUAAAUUGACAAAAAGAUCAGAAUUGGCUGCCUGUGUAAACUCAGCCAUCGUAAAAUCAUGGGACCGCUAAUAUAAACUUGUAUGUAACAUUCUUGGCCAGCGAUGAUGUAAAUCUGCUCAUAAGAAGUGAUUGUGAGAAACUUCACCCUAUAAUUUGAUAGAUUAGACAGACUAAACACAGCACCACCAAAAGUGGAUUGAGUAAGGCUGCUUCAAUAUACCAAAAAGGACUGAUAGCGGUGUGUGUGCGCUUGUGUACAUGCAAUGUGACCGACCUUCCCUUGCAAAUGUCUUUCUAAAACAUUUUGCGCGGUCUAAAUGUAUGUGACUAAAGCAAUAUAGAAGAUGCUGGAACUAAUUAUUUUGAAGUGCUGCACUUGUGUUGCUGCAAGACAAACAGCUGUCAUUGUAAGUAAAAGGUUGUCAAAGAGAGAGGGGAAAAACACUUACUAUAAUUAAUUUCUUGAUUAUUAUGCUCCUGAAAAAAAUGGUGGUACAAUAAUACAACGUGGUAUGUGAUUUGUGCCUAAUUUAGGCUUCAAAUGGAACCAGGGUGUUAAUGGUUUUCUAGUCAGCCCUUCAAAGCUUGUUUUAAAUUUUUUAUUUUAUUUUGGUUUCUUUUCAUUUGUAUUUAUGUUUGUCAUAGGGCCAUCACUGGUUUCCUUUUUGAAGUGUAUCUGCAUUUCCUUCCUCCCCUCAGGUUCAACUUCCUCCUUUAUGAAUGUCAGUCCUGUCUUGCAGUAACCUUAGUGGCCAUGGGGCGGUGCACUAGAGUACUUCCUUUGGAACCAUCGGAAACAAAUGAAAAGGCUUUAUUAAUAUGAAAAUGUUUUUGUCCCAUAAGGAUGUUCAAAUGGAUAUGUCCAGGCUAGUGUGUAACUAUUUCAUAUGUUUCUCAUUCGAUUGACUUUGAGGGAAGCAAAAUAAACAAGUAUUUGAUUGAAUUGAUGAUGACGUGAACCUGAAAAAUUGCAAAGGCUGCUACUUGAUGUACAUUGGUGAACUUGUUGAAACCCUGAGGUCUAUUGUUUGAGAUUUAGACAUUUCUGAUAGAAUAAACUCGUUGAGAGUGAUCAAAAAUGCUUUUGUCUCCCUAGAGAUCUAUUUUUCUUCUUCCAUGGAUCAUCAAAUCAUAGUGCUUCUAUUCUAUUUCAUCACCAAGGCACGAAUUCUUGUUGUUAAGCUGUAAUUAUGUUGUAAUUGUGUAGUAAUAUACCUCUUGAUACAUUCAAGUAAUUGCAUGAGAAAAUUAUUUGACUGUUCUUUAGAUUCAUUCAGUAGGGAGUGACAGACCUCCGGAUUAUUUUAUCAAAGCAAAGACCAUUUAUAAUUUUCUCAAUUUAACAUUUUCAAUUUCCAGAUCAUUCAUAUUACAUAUUGCUUCAUCUUAUGUAAACCCCUUGGUUUGUAUGGAUGGAUGUCUUUAUAUUCGGAAUGUUUCCAAAUGUAGAUUACAAAACUAAACCUGAAUGUUGAGUGAAAUGUUUGUGCAAAAUUACAUUUUGGGAGUUUAUAAGGCCAUAAGGCAUUGGAGAAGUCACCUGAACACUCAAAGCUCUUCAAAUUACUCCCAGCACUUCAUCGAUGUCAAACAUAGGAGACUGUUAUUACGUACAUUUACACACAUGCAUUUUGUGUUCUCCCCAAUUUUAAACAAAAAUGUGUAUUUGUCAAGAUGACACAUCUAUUUACCAAAACGUCACACAAGAAGCCACCAAUAGAUCUGUCCAUUUACUACUUAAAUGUACUUUUGGCUCUGACCAAGAUUUCAUACAUCUACUGAGCUGGGUUGUCUGCCCUCUUGUCUAGUGGGGAGAAAAAGAGGUCCUAUGGGACAAAGACAGUACAUAUCUGGUCUCUAUCACCUCAGUGUAGAUGGAUGUCUAAUGCACACUGAUCAUCUUGCAUUGUCUCUGUGUGGAACUCAAAAUGAGGGUUUGUUCUUCUGUUUUCUCUUUUCUUGAACUGACAAGAUUUAUUCUGCACAUUCUAGUGUUAAAGUCUGCUUCCCUUGCUGUGUGGUACCUAUCUGUUGCUCUUUACUAAAUAACAAUCUAAUUAUUUUUGGUCAGAGUAUGCUUUUGUAUUAAAAUUAAUAAAGAAAACUAGCAAAUAA
Molecule: messenger RNA, 8391 nt
Organism: Oncorhynchus gorbuscha (pink salmon)
Lineage: Eukaryota; Metazoa; Chordata; Actinopteri; Salmoniformes; Salmonidae
Product: clustered mitochondria protein homolog
Exons: 27
Coding region: 227-4558 (1443 amino acids)
Biological process (GO): intracellular distribution of mitochondria
Cellular component (GO): cytoplasm
Molecular function (GO): mRNA binding; protein binding
Source: RefSeq, a predicted model, not a curated record